AUGGAACAAGAUGUUAUAAAUUUGAAAAACCAUACUACUCAAUAUAAAGUACUGAAAGAUGAAGAGAUAAAACAAAAAGCCCUGAAGACAUAUAUGGAUAGCGAUGAGUAUAAAAAAGAAGUUGAAGCAAAUGUAAAGGCAGAAAAACUUUUACAGUUGCAAAACCAAACCGUACAGUAUGAAAACUUAGCACAAGAAAGUAAAAAUAACGACGCAGCCAUGCAAAAGGCAAUGAAAAGCGCAGAAUAUAUAAAAGCUAACAAUGACUGGUUAGAUGCCCAAGCCAACGCUAAAGCAGCCCAGCUUAUAGGGUCAAUAAGGACAAAAAUACAAGCGGAUGAAGACAGUUCAAAUGAAGCUUUAACAAAUGCUGACUUUAAGAACGCCUUCGAAGCUCUUCAUAGUAAGGUGAAACAAGUGAACGACUUCUCAUCUGGAAAGAAACUGAAGUCUGAAGGUUUCGACAAAGAGUUAAAAGAAGUAGCACAAAAUAUAACGAAAAUAACAGAUGCAGCAACGAGACAGGCAGUUCAAAGUGCCUAUGACGCCGUUAGAGCAACUGUUGUGGAAAGUCAAGAAAAAGAGUUACAACAGACCAAAACAGACCUAGUAAAUGCUUUCUUAAAAACGAAAAGUCAGGUAGGACACUAUGCUGCAGAUGGAACAUAUGUGCCAGCUGGUGGAACUUAUAUACCAGCUGGUGGAACUUAUAUACUAGCUAGUGGAACUUAUAUACCACCAAACCCUCCAAGAGAAGCACCUGCACCAGGACUACCUAAAACAUUUACAUCGUCACAUGGACACAGACACAGGCAUGCACCAAAACCAACACAACAACCAACAGUUCAAAAUCCAGCACCACAACAACAACCAGCACAACAACCACCUCCACAACCAGCACAGCAACCAACAGUUCAAAACCCUGCACAACAACAACCACAAACAGAGCAAGGACAUAAAAGAAGUAGAGAACAAGGAAACCAAGAUUUCUUAAAAAUGCUUAAAGAAGACUAUGGUUACCCAGAUACUCUUGACUUUAGUGACAGAUAUAAAGAAGCUAUUAGAAAGUUCAAGGAAGGAAAUACUGACCCGAACCUAUUUAGCUUUAUGGUUCAGCACCAAAUGGGAUAUAAUUUCAAACCUGGAAAAUACAAGCUCGCUAAGGGAUAUGAUUUAAUAGCAUAUCAUCCAAAUGACAUGACUGAAUUUACUCCGAGAUAUUUGGUGUCAGAGCUAAAUGACAAUUCAACUCUCUUCAUGAAACGCGUAAAAAAUAAAGACGGAACGAAAGAAGAAAG
Molecule: messenger RNA, 1298 nt
Organism: Trichomonas vaginalis G3
Lineage: Eukaryota; Parabasalia; Trichomonadida; Trichomonadidae
Product: protein of unknown function, DUF4106 family
Exons: 1
Source: RefSeq, a predicted model, not a curated record